ACCUCUCCUUCCCGGACUCCGAACGAAACAGCGACUCUGAGUAGGCAGCCGGAACGACGGACUAUGGCGGCCUCGACGGCCUCGCACCGGCCCAUCAAAGGGAUCUUGAAGAACAAGGGUUCUGCGGCUUCCACUGUGGUGGCCUCAGCCGAACAGCCCAGCGGGAAUGUUGAUGAAGAGCUCAGUAAAAAAUCCCAGAAGUGGGAUGAAAUGAAUAUCCUGGCGACAUAUCAUCCAGCAGACAAAGAUUAUGGUUUAAUGAAAAUAGAUGAACCUAGCACUCCUUACCACAGUAUGAUUGGUGAUGAUGAAGAUGCAUUGAGUGAUUCAGAGACCACUGAAGUCAUGACUCCCGAAAUCUUAGCUAAGAAAUUAUCUGCUGCUGAAGGCUUGGAGCCAAAGUAUCGGGUUCAGGAGCAAGAAAGCAGUGAGGAGGAAGAUAGUGACCUCUCACCUGAAGAGCAAGAAAAAAAGCGACAGUUUGAAAUGAAAAGAAAGCUUCACUACAAUGAAGGACUGAAUAUUAAAUUAGCUAGACAAUUAAUUUCAAAAGACCUGCAUGAUGAUGAAGAGGAUGAAGAUGAAGAAAUGCUAGAGGCUACAGAUGGAGAAAGGAUGAAUACAGAUGAAUCAAAUCAAGGAUCUACUACAAGUGACCAACUGCAAAACAAAUCAUAGUUCAUAAAAGAGAUUUGUUCAACACUGCAAUUGUCAAAUACAAACCCUGUUAACUAUAAUACAAACGAUGCUUCUUGUUCUGUACAAUUCAUGACUUCAGUACUGAAAUCACAUACCAGUUAUACUGUAUUGCCAAGAAUUAAAUGGUAACCUUAGAGACU
This is a messenger RNA of Chrysochloris asiatica (Cape golden mole), 839 nucleotides long. It is a transcript of the gene PPP1R2, whose product is annotated as protein phosphatase 1, regulatory (inhibitor) subunit 2. Lineage: Eukaryota; Metazoa; Chordata; Mammalia; Afrosoricida; Chrysochloridae. The transcript has 6 exons. Bases 64 to 678 code for a protein of 204 amino acids. Gene Ontology annotation, molecular function: protein phosphatase inhibitor activity. Gene Ontology annotation, biological process: regulation of signal transduction. The record is from RefSeq and is a predicted model, not a curated record.